AUGGAUGUAGUUCCAGAAAAUGUCUCAUACUUUACUCGAGUCGAAAAAAUUGAAAAUUUCGCUCUGUUAGUCUGUCUAGAAUUUUAUUCAAGUUAGAAUUUCAUUUUAUAUUUUAAAUACAUAUGUAUUAUCAUAGAUUUUAUUAAUUAUGUAUGUACUAAUUUUUAGAUCAUUCAAAGAUUACAAAAAAGUUGAAAAGGAAAAUUUAUUAAAUGCACUUAAAAACGAAGAAGGCUUUUGUCCUAUCUUACACAAAACCAUAAAAGUAGGUGUGGCUUAUUAUUACUUUACAUGCUUUACAUCUGAAGAUGAUUAUUUUAAAGCAAGUGUGUUUACUCUAUGUGUAAUAUGUUGUACACUAACAUUAGCAGCUAGAGUAAAUUUACCAGCCAGAAGGAUACAAACAAAUGGUAGGAAGAACUGGUCGGGCUCGUAUGGGAAAUAUAGGAGAAAGUAUACUUAUAUACAAAAAUAAUGAAUUAGAAAAGAUAAUAUUCAUCGCACGUCGAUCACGACUAUCCUCAAAGAGAUAAGCCGUCGAGGAUCUCGACGAUUAAAACAAACGCUUGGUUCUUUAGCAACCCACAUUAAUAUUCAGCAAAAACAUUUAAAUGUGAAUAUUAAACAAAUCGCGAAUGAAACAGUAAGUGAAUUUCUAAAAGCUAGUGUUAUGAAAAUAAAGAAAAAAGAAAAAAAUUUUGCAAAUUCAAACCAAAUAUGUGUUGUUUCUCCGUCACAAGAUAUGUUUUUAACGACACACACAUCAAAAAAAAAAAAAAAAAAAAAAAAUACAAAAGGAAAAAGAAUAUUAGAAUUUAUUAAUGAAACUGAAUUAGAUUUAUGUAGUCUUGGACGUGCAGCUAUAAAAGAUAAAACUUGCAUUGAUAUGCAGUGUGCAUAUCAAGAUUUUAAAAAGGCUCAAGAAUAUUUAAUUCUUAUUGAUUAUUUGUAUCUUUUAUAUCUUGUUACUUACGAUUUAAUAUCUCAGAUAAUAUUAACGGAAUUAAUUUAUUACGAUAAGACAAGAAAGAAGGAGAAAUAUAUUUAGUUCUAAUAAAAAAAUAUUUAACAACUUUUGUCAUGGAAUUAGUGCAAUAUAGCAUCGUGUACAAUGGAGUUACGGUUGUUAAGCGCAACGGGCUUUUGGGCGAGUCUUAA
Heterotrigona itama is the source of this 1158-nucleotide messenger RNA. The record is from the annotation of a GenBank genome assembly. NCBI's taxonomy places the organism in Eukaryota, Metazoa, Arthropoda, Insecta, Hymenoptera, Apidae.